AUGGAUAUGACUCAUUUGGGGUGGCUAGGCAAGAAGUCGUCAGAGCUGAGAUUAAGAACUGCUAUCAGAACAGAUGAGAGAGUACGAUUAAUGAACGAGAUUAUUAGUGGAAUCCAAGCCAUCAAGAUGUAUACCUGGGAGAAUUUUUUCACCUCGCUCAUAGAGAAAGCAAGAAAGAAAGAAGUUAAUAUCAUUCAAUGGGCGUCAUGUGUUAGAGAAGAUAACGACCGAGAAGGUGUACGUGAUAACUGCCUAUUAUAACAAUGUAAG
Trachymyrmex cornetzi is the source of this 270-nucleotide messenger RNA. RefSeq names its product multidrug resistance-associated protein 4-like. The coding region runs from base 1 to 261 and encodes 86 amino acids. Gene Ontology annotation, molecular function: ATP binding; ABC-type transporter activity. Gene Ontology annotation, biological process: transmembrane transport. The transcript is spliced from 4 exons. Gene Ontology annotation, cellular component: membrane. The record is from RefSeq and is a predicted model, not a curated record. NCBI's taxonomy places the organism in Eukaryota, Metazoa, Arthropoda, Insecta, Hymenoptera, Formicidae.